ACUGGUGUUUUGGGAAUGUCUUCGCUCUCUAUUAAACUCGCUGAGAUUUUCACAGAGGAGUCGGACAAUGAGAGAACGUUCUAUGGGUUUUCUGACAGUGAAAGCGAUAUAUGUGAUAAGGUUUGAUAUCAGUGUAUUUUUUUUAUUAAUUAUUUGCACCUGUUUACAAAUUAUCCAGUCACUGAGUUUGUGCUAUUUAAUCGGGUCCAUGUAAAAUCCUGAUUUACCCACAGCAAGUUACUUUAAUAAUAGGCCUAAUUUUAAAAUGUACUGUUUUAGAGGUAAUCGGAAGAAUCAGAUGUGUAUUUGUAUGGACCUCAUUCUCUUCCAGUGGUUCCAUAUGUAGAUCUAAUAUGGUGUCAAAAAACGUGAUAAUAUUCAAACAUACAGGUAUAUCUGGUUAUCAACUGUUAUUCUUAUGUCAUCUAUCUAUCUACCUAUCUUUCCACCAGAGUUCAGACAGUGGCAAUCCAGUGGAUAUCAAAGGCAGCCCACUGAAACAGCCUGCGCCCUAUCGCUUCACGUUACGGGUGGCACUGCGUCCCCGUAAGCCAGCCACACCAACCCCUCACUCCGGUGCAGAAGAGGAGAGGAAGGUGAAAGCUGAGCAGAAGAGAACAGUAACAUUUAAAGUAGAAGAGAAGCCGGUAACCAAAGCAACACAGCCUGUUAAACAACAGUCCGAUUCUGAUUCUGAGGCUGAUGAUCUACCACAGGUCGACUCCUUUCUGGCCAAGAGGGCCCAGAACAUCAAGGCUAACAAAGCUAUGGUAAACCUGCCUUUUUGAUAUUAACACACACAGUCCUGAGAGAUGACAAUCAAUCUGUCACGUUUAGCUGUACAACUAAUGCUGUGCUGUGUAUUCCUUGUUUUUAACUCCCGUCUCCUGCAGUUGGCUCAGUUGAUAGCAGACCUGCAUAAGAUGCCAGGAGCUGCCCUGCUGAAGGGUAACGGAGAAGGCAAUCUUAAAAAGGAGAAAGGCUCUGUGAGUUGAUUGCAUGAUUCUGGCUCACCAUGGAUGAGCAUCUCAACAUUUCACUGGGCUGGUUUAAAACCAGGGCAUGUUCAGUGUAUUCAUGUCCCUAGAGAGGAUGCAGUGGAGUGAGGGAGAUGGGGUGGGAGAGAUGUUCAACUUUCAACACCUUUUCUAUUGUUCAUCAUCGCUUCACCAGCUUUUCUAUUGGCCAGCGCAGCUUUCUCCAGGUUUUCUAUUGGCCAGUGAAGCUUCAUUGACCCUUGACCUCUUCCUAUUCCCCUGCAGCGAGCGCCCCACUCCAAGGGAGCAGCAGCGAAGUCCAGGAAGAACCCUAUGAGAUCCUCCCGGAGACAGACCCGCUCCAUGGGGGGAGCUGAGGGAUUGGAGGCCCACCAGGAGGAGAGAGAGCUGGAGCUCAGUCUGGAGGAGGAACUGCUGGAGGUUAACAAAUACCCUUUUCACACGAUCAUGCCGACCCAAACCAAACUGUACCACAACUACGGUGGAUGCCGUAACUAAGCUAGCUCAGUAUGUCUAGGUUAAGUUCAGCUUUGUGUGGCCCAGUAGGGUUAAAAAAAUAUAUAUAUAUAUAGAUUCACAUAGAAUUUUAAUGUAGAUUGUGAUUUGUAUAGAGAUUUAUUCUGGUAAUAGAUUCUCAAUGAGCGGCCUGUCUUCUGUUCCAGGUACGUGGUGAUCCGAGGCGGAGGGGUGCUCCACGUCCCAAACAGGCCAAACCUCACAACAUACGACCUGUGGGGGAGAUCACUGAGGACGAGCUACUCCAGGUGGCAGACCACACAACGGAGAAGGUGUACAACAGCGCCACAGUAAGUUAGGUCUCACCAAAGUCUAAGGGGUGUUGUGUUGUCUUGUGUACGAUGCAAUACAAUUUUGUUGACCAAUUUGCAUCAUUUAAUGUAUUUCUGCUGUCUGAUUCUCAGGGCUCAACAUGUCAUCAGUGUCGCCAAAAGACCACCGACACCAAGACGUGUUGCCGUAGCGAGGAGUGUCGUGGUGUAGCGGGACAGUUCUGUGGUCCGUGUCUGAGGAACCGAUAUGGAGAGGACGUGAGGAAAGCCCUGCUCGACCCGGUACGAACCCCGUCGCUUGUCUUAUACCCUUUUCACACUAUCGUGUCAACCUUAAAUCUUACUAUGCUGGCGCUGAUAUUUUAUUUUCUCAUAGUUCUUUCCCAACACGGUUCCAACGACUACGGUGGAUGCAUAACCAGGCCAGCACAGUUAAAGCUUGGUGUGGCCUGGCUCGGUUCAGCUCUGUUGUGUGAAAAAGCGCUAAUGAUUCAUCAACGUUUUAAAAGUCUUCAGGUUCCCUUAUCAGUAGGAUGUAGUCUACAGCACUGUGUUCAUGGCCACGUACAUUACCUGAACACAUGGUAGCAUGCACAUUAAUUAAUUAACAGGACCUUUGGGUGCCUAGUUGCCUGCAGCGACAACUCUCUCUAUGUUUAGAGCCUACUGCGGUCAUAGAGGUGGCGCUAUGAGGCAUUCAGACUCUCUAGGAGGAUAUGAAAGUCUUGAAGUAGAAUAUAUAUAUUUUUUAUUUUUUUCAUGUAACUGUUCUUGUUGUCCCCUGCUGCAGGACUGGCGGUGCCCACCGUGUCGUGGCAUAUGUAACUGCAGUUUCUGCCGUGCCAGAGACGGACGCUGCCCAACCGGAAUCCUGUUCCCUCUGGCUCAGUACCACGGCUUCUCUGAUGUCCACUCUUACCUCAGCAGGUCAGUCCGGGGGGGCUGUAUGUAUCUACCCUCUGAGUUGGAGUACUGAUCUAGGAUCAGUUAAGUUUGAUUGCAUGGGGGGGGGGGACCUGAACCUGAACCUGAACCUGAUCCUGAUCCUAGAACAGCACUCCUACUCUGAAACGCUUGAUACAUACGGCCCCUGAAAUUCAACAAAGCAACCUCUACUAUCUAGGACCUAGCCACUUGUAGUUUUGAAUAGCAAGGGUUUUUCUCCCUCAUUGUAUUGCAAUUAUGAAUCAUUAUGCUUGACACAUUUUUUUUUUCUUCUAGUCUUCGCAGUAAACUGAAAAAUGGGGAGGACUGA
Molecule: messenger RNA, 3041 nt
Organism: Coregonus sp. 'balchen'
Lineage: Eukaryota; Metazoa; Chordata; Actinopteri; Salmoniformes; Salmonidae
Source: the annotation of a GenBank genome assembly